UUCUUCGUUUGUUACUUGAGCAAGAAAGUCCUUUAUAUUAACUCAGCUAUGGAAGAAGCUUCUCUUCUGUUCAUUGAAAUUUUAUCAAAAUGCAAAGCUGCAAAAAUAGAUCCCUUACAGCUAAAAUCCUCAAAAGUUUUGAUAACAAGGCAAAAAUGUCAUUUGACUAAAAAAGAAAUAUACGUUUUAAUAACUAUUAUCCUUGCAUCUAUUGUCUGGUUAUUAUGUCCGUUUUAUCCAAAUAACAGUCAGUGCUCCAUUGGUUUCCCCGAUAACAUUCGCAAAGCAUUUAGACCACCUGUGAAAUGUGAUUUUUGUCAAGGUGUUUCAAACAUUCAAAAAGUCAAAAGAAUUUCUAGUGAGGAUUUUGAACAAAAAUUCGCAUACUCUGGUGUUCCUGUGGUUGUAACAGAUGCAACAGUAAAUUGGACUUCAUUAUCGACUUUUGACUUCUGGUACUUCAAAGACACGUAUAGUCUGGCAAAGCAUAAGAACAAAAUUUUGAACUGCCAGUUUUUUCCCUACAAAUCUGGAUUCAGAAAUUUGUUCGAAGCCUUAGAAAAUCCACCAGAACAUUUCCAUUCUAAUGAAAAGGCAUGGUACUUUGGUUGGAGUAAUUGCAAUCCUGAAACUGCUGAACAGUUACGACAGCACUAUGGACGUCCGUAUUUUCUUCCUGAAACUUCCGAAAACAAUGCAGUUGAUUGGAUUUUUAUGGGAACUUCAGGAUUGGGAGCACAUAUGCAUGUAGAUAAUGUGCGAUUGCCAUCCUGGCAAGCCCAAUUGGCUGGAAGUAAAAAAUGGAUUUUAAUGCCCCCACCCGAGUGUUAUUUUUGGUGCAAUCGUGUGGAAAUUGUUAUGGACGAAGGAGAUAUAAUUAUUAUAGACACGAACAAAUGGUACCAUCAAACUAUUGUUCUGCCUGGAAAAAUUAGCAUAACUAUUGGAGCUGAAUAUGAUUAAAUUUAUUAUGAUUUA
This is a messenger RNA of Episyrphus balteatus (marmalade hoverfly), 978 nucleotides long. RefSeq lists its product as uncharacterized. The transcript is spliced from 5 exons. The coding region runs from base 49 to 963 and encodes 304 amino acids. Lineage: Eukaryota; Metazoa; Arthropoda; Insecta; Diptera; Syrphidae. The record is from RefSeq and is a predicted model, not a curated record.